Molecule: messenger RNA, 4127 nt
Organism: Cottoperca gobio
Lineage: Eukaryota; Metazoa; Chordata; Actinopteri; Perciformes; Bovichtidae
Product: voltage-dependent L-type calcium channel subunit beta-4-like
Exons: 14
Coding region: 137-1303 (388 amino acids)
Biological process (GO): calcium ion transmembrane transport
Cellular component (GO): voltage-gated calcium channel complex
Molecular function (GO): protein binding; voltage-gated calcium channel activity
Source: RefSeq, a predicted model, not a curated record
GUUUUCUCCCCUGUGUUGUGAACAUGUUUGGACGAGGCGCGGUGCUCUGCCUUUAGUUGAUGCAUUUUACUGUAAAAAAAACUGUCUUUUUUCACCCAAGUUGUGCUGAUGUGACCGAGAUCCCCGUUAACUGCGGAUGUCCCUGACCAAUUCAAGCGUCUUUCUGCUUAACGAGGGUUCAGCCGAUUCCUACACUAGUCGACCCUCGGAUUCCGACCUGUCCCUGGAGGAGGACCAGGAGGCGUCUCGGCGUGAAGCCGAGCGCCAGGCUCAGCUGCAGCUAGAGAGAGCCAAGUCCAAACCAGUAGCAUUUGCAGUGAAAACCAACGUAAGUUACUGUGGGGCCCUGGAUGAAGACUGUCCGGUCCAAGGUGCCGCUAUUAACUUUGAAACCAAAGACUUCCUGCACAUAAAAGAGAAAUACAACAAUGAUUGGUGGAUUGGUCGGUUGGUGAAGGAAGGGGCAGACAUCACUUUCAUCCCAAGCCCAGUCAAACUGGAAGCCAUGAGGAUAAAACAAGAGCAAAAAGCAGCAGCAAGGAAAGGAGGGAACGCUUCAUCUGGAGGCUGGAGGUCGACCCCGCCAUCUGCAGCCAAACAGAAGCAGAAACAGACUGAACUUGUUCCUCCGUAUGAUGUGGUCCCUUCCAUGCGGCCAGUUGUGCUGGUUGGCCCUUCACUGAAAGGUUAUGAGGUAACAGACAUGAUGCAGAAAGCCUUGUUUGACUUCCUAAAGCACAGAUUUGAUGGCAGGAUCUCUAUUACACGGGUGACUGCUGAUCUGUCACUGGCGAAGCGCUCGGUUCUGAACAAGAAGGCCAUAAUGGAGAGAUCCAACACACGCUCCAGUCUGGCUGAGGUCCAGAGUGAGAUAGAGAGGAUCUUUGAGCUGGCCAAGUCUCUCCAGCUGGUCGUCCUGGAUGCAGACACCAUCAAUCACCCGACACAGCUCCUCAAAACAUCUCUUGCCCCCAUCAUCGUCUACGUCAAAGUCUCGUCGCCUAAAGUCCUUCAGAGGCUGAUCAAAUCUCGAGGGAAGUCACAAAGCAAACACCUCAACGUCCAGAUGAUGGCAGGGGACAAGCUAGCACAGUGUCCACCUGAGAUGUUUGAUGUCAUCCUGGAUGAGAAUCAGCUGGAGGAUGCAUGUGAACAUCUUGCGGAGUACUUGGACAUUUACUGGCGUGCUACACAUCUUCCCUGUUCUGCCCCUGUUAACCCCUUACUGGACCAAAGCGUGAUCACCCCACCCUCAGCUAACUCCAGCCAACAGUUUUCUGAGACUCAAGAGUUGAUAGAAUGAUCACUACCGCAGACAUAGAAAGCCUGUGCUCUCGGCUGGGGUCAGACUAGGAGGUCAUAGAGCACAGGGACCAGGGUGCCACCAGGGGGCAGCAGCAGCCCUCAUCUCUCCAAAGCCAGCCACCGCCUUCUCUGGCCACACCUGGGGCGAAGAAGAGAACAAGAGGAGAGUCCCUCCAGAGAGAAAGAGCAGGAGGCUGGUGAGCUGGAGGAAGAGGAGACACAAAAGGAGGUAGAGGAGUGCAGGAGGAGGAGGAAGAUUCGAGAGAGGAGCCUCCACCUCACUGCUGCCCCCUUGCGAAGUGCUCCCUGCUCCCACCGCCACACGACAACUCAGGGCCGCUUUCAACAGCGAGUACUGAUAACAAAAGCAAGUACAGCAGUGCAGUCUCUGCACAGCACCUCCCCUCACCCUUCCUCCCACCCUGACCUUGUUCCCAACUCCCUGCUUUCACACUGGAAGUCACAGCCCCAAUGCUGAGCCAGCCCAUGUGUGAUCAGGGCUGUUCCAGACACACAUAGGCUAAUUCAGCUCUCAUUGUACACUAAUUACACACCCGUGAAGGCAGAGUAUGUUAGCAUACAGAACUGUAGCAUAGCAACGCUAUCAGUAUAACCCAAAACAUGAGUAGCUCCCGGUUGUCGGGUUCCCAGGGUUUCCUCUCUGAUAAACCUGGCUUCCCCCUCUGUCCAAAGAGUGCACACAGAAACACAUUCUGUCUGUCCUCCGUCUCUACAGCUCGCUGUGAGUUGUCAUUCCAGUUUAACAAAACGUUUCCUCAAAGGCACAAUUGUUUCUAGCAGAGUCAAUAUGGAUUCACCUGUGUUGGGACACCCAAGGAAAAUGAAAACUUUCCUCUUCCUUUUUAUUAUGUAGCCUUUUUAAAUGAUUUCCUUUUUUGUUUUGAGUAACUAUCUAUACUACUGUCUAUAAUUCAUAUCUUGGCUCUUAGUGUAGCUGAUCACAUAUCUGUACAGUACGCAAAAGUGAUGCAAAACUCAUGCAUGAUAAGCACAUACUUGCACAUCAACGGUAUAUAUGCAUCUCUUGUCACAGCUGUGAAUGUAUAAAUGCUGGUCCGUUGGCUUAGGAAGGAUUAUUUACAAUAACUGUGGUUUGUUUGCAGAUGUUUGGUGGCAAACUAAAAUGAAAAUGCAAUUCAAUAUUAACCAGAAAACUGUGUUUUAUUGUCAAAUAUGAUUUUUAUUUUUUGCCCAAAAGAAAUUAAUUAAAACUUUUCUUCCUGACACAAUUUAACAAACUCAGACAUAUAAUUUGUAGCAUAAUCAGAUAUCAGGAGAUUCACUGAUAUUUAUGUAGGUUACGUCAAGAAAAAAAGCUUUUUUUUUUACCACAUCAGUGUUGCAUUUACAUUUCACACUUCACUGCUACUCUGUUGUGUAGUAACGAAGUGGGUGUAAUUAUUAUUAUGAUUAUGUAGAAUUAUUAUCUGCUUGUUUGUUGGCAUUAACAGCUCGACACGUGUACAUCGGGCCUAUAAGUAUAUGGAGGGUGACCUCUGGUGGUAUAGUUAUGUUAUUUCUUACCGCUGCAAAUUUCUCUGCCCUUUGCAAACAAACGGUGAGAUAUACAUUAAAUAUGCAUCCACAUAAAUGAAGAAUACAAAGACAACUCAAUUGUCUUUGCUGCAAAUUCCAAAAGUUUCAUCCAAACGUUGCAUAGCCACUGAUUGUCUCUUUAUUUAAUCGUAUUGGCCUCUAUUUUAUAUCUUACAGUGCUGACAACAAGGAAGCUCAAUCAUUCACUGAGAUUCUCUACAUGAAUACAUCUGCUUUCAACAUAUAAACUAUAGAAUUCAGCUAGCAUACCAUAUAUGUAAAUAAUCAAAUGUAUGUGCAUGGCAUAUUGUAUUUCGGUUAUAUCAGAAGGGCUUUUUAGGACCAUCAUCACACGAGCCAUUCAGUUUUCAGAAUAUAUCAACAUGACCUACAUAACCAGUCACAUGUAUCAAGACUUAAUUGUACAUACUGUAUAUUCAAUAUGCAGAUUAUUAUUAUUAUUAUUAUUAUUAUUAUUAUUAUUAUUAUUAUUAUUAUUAUUAUUAUUAUUAUUAUUAUUAUUAUUAUCAACUUGCACAGAAAUAACAAAUGCUGACAGGAAGUAGAAGGGUUUUAGUCACAGUACACAAUUGUAUACUCAACGCCUCAGACAGCAUGUGUUUAUAUGUAUUUUCCUCUCUUUUUAGAACGAUGCACUGCAGUUAUUUAGGACCACAGUGAAGUUUGCUUCCACUGACACCCACAUUCAUUUCUGAAGGAUCAGGUUUGAGAUACAUAACUUCUACUUGUUGAAACACAGAGAGAGCACAGUACCUUCUUUCGAUAAAUACAUUUAAAAAUAAAUAGAUAUUAGCUCCUUCUAUUUGCUUAACUUUUAUUGCAGGAUAUUUCUACAAAAGGUGAAUUAUUCUUUGGACGUCCAAAGCACAAUUUUUUACAAUUAUCAUUUCCUUUUGUGUUUCACUUGCCUAAAUUCUGUAUGCAAUACAAAGUCUAGCAUUGAAGAGACACUAGCUGAGACUAUCAAGGUAUCUCCUCAGUUAUGACGGGGUAUAAUUGCACUAUUAUCAUUUAUAUGUCUGCUUUAUGAUGCAAUAAAUGCACUGAACGUUAUGCUGUACCCACCUCCAAUACUGAACAAGUUGUCUGGUCUGAUGAUGAUGUCAACAAUUCAUGUGGUUUCUGACAAGUCGACAAGAUAAAUGAUAUCCAACAGUGUCUGAUGAUGAUGUGUACGGGGUGCAUCUUUUGUCUAUAGCACAUUUGAAAGAGGGGGUGAAUAAAACACAACAACAUUUAAGUAA